Molecule: messenger RNA, 2298 nt
Organism: Kockovaella imperatae
Lineage: Eukaryota; Fungi; Basidiomycota; Tremellomycetes; Tremellales; Cuniculitremaceae
Product: Rad17 cell cycle checkpoint protein-domain-containing protein
Exons: 13
Coding region: 1-2298 (765 amino acids)
Biological process (GO): DNA damage checkpoint signaling; mitotic DNA replication checkpoint signaling; DNA repair
Molecular function (GO): chromatin binding
Source: RefSeq, a predicted model, not a curated record
AUGCCUGGAGAUGCGCGGUCCUCGAAAGGACCAAGCCCAAGCUCACCCUCGAGCUCCUCCAAGACUGUCAGCAAGAUGGGUCCACCGCCUGCAAAGAAGAUGGGAAGUUUGAGCUCGAUUCAAGCGAAGCUCAACUUCUCCGCUCGACCAAGCACAGGCUCUACCACUAUUCAAACGAAGAAUGCAGAGGACAGAAAGAAGAUGCCUCCGCCAACUCUCACUGCGAAAGCUGUACCGGUAGUCCCUUCCUCUAGCCGGGCACCUAACAUUUCGUCGAAAUCUGCUCCGUCGCUUGGGGCCAGCACGAAGGAUAAAGGUCGUGCGAACGAUAAUCUUGAGAUCAUGGAUGAUGAGGAUGAAGCCUUUGAAGCGACCAUCAAAGCCCUCGACUCCACGUCAGGUAUGAUGUGGGCUGACCGGUACGCUCCCACAAACGAGGUCGAUCUCGCUCCCGGAAAAGCGCGCUUGAAAAAGGUCAAAGGGUGGCUCCACGAAGCGUUGUAUGGUCAUCCGCCAAACACAGCACCACAAGGCGAAUCAUUAGAACGGCUCAGAGACAAAGUCAGAAAGUAUAGGCGAAUACUGCUUCUCACCGGUCCGGCUGGAGCUGGGAAGACAACCUCCUUCAGAGUCAUAGCACAAGAGAUGGGUCUUGAUGUGGUCGAAUGGAACGAGGCGAUUGAAGAGCGAAGUCUUGGAGGAGGUUUUGACCGCGAAUCACCCGUCUACAAAUUGACAUCGUUCCUGUCUCGGAACUCAUUCACGCCGCUCGCCAUGACUCAAAGUUCUUCCCAAGCCUCGUCCUCACGUCCGAAGGCUCGCCCUCGCAUCUUACUACUCUCCUCCAUCCCGAAUGUCUCCCAUCUACCGACUAAAGAAGCGUUCCAAGCGGCUCUAUUGUCUUUCUGUCAGUCUUACACGUCUAGCAGCUGUCCCCUGGUCAUCAUAUACAGCUCUGUUGGGUCUAGUGGACGUGCCGAAGAGAGCUGGAUGGACAGAGAGAGGGGCUCAACAGAUGGAAUCACCGAGAUUCUCGGUAAAGACAUGAGGGAUGGCCCCUGGUCUACAGAGGUCGACUUUCUGCCGCUCGCUCCAAGUUUCGCUGUCAGAGCAUUGAAUAGGAUUCUGCCACUGGCUGUGAAGAGCCCAUCAGACCGACCGCCAGCCUCUGCGUUGCAACUCAUUGCACUCACUUGCAAUGGCGACCUCCGCUCAGCUGUCAACUCUCUCCAGCUACUCUGCUCCCGAGUGGCAAAGCAGGACGGGCGGAAACGGAAACGAGAUGACGAGGAACUGAACAGCAAAUCUAAAGCCAAAGGUCGAGGGAGUCAGGGCGGGAAGGGGGCAAAAUUGGACCUCAGCGAUCAGCUGAGAGCGGUGCUGGACGUAGUGUCUCGCAAAGAGCAGAGCUUGAACCUUUUUCACUCACUAGGCAAGAUCUUCUACAACAAGCGUGUGACAGAUCCCGGUAUAGAGGAAGAGGACCGCGAGCUCUACUCUUUCGUUCGCGCGAUGCCAGAGCCAGACGGGCUCCCGAGUCACCUGAAAGACUUUGAGAGGAGCAGAUCUAUGGUGCAGAUUGAGGCAUUCAUACCGACCAUCCCUGUCGAUACUUCGUCGUUCGCUCUCUGGGUUCAUCAAUCACUACCUGCCUAUUGUACCGACGUCGACCAGGUUGGCGCUGCCCUGGACGACUUGUGCUCAGCCGAUGUAAUGAGGACGGAGGAGGAUAUCUGGCAAUCGAGCACACAUGCCAUCGCUUACGCUCUACAUCUCACUAUCCGAGGGGUUCAAAUGGCCCUGCCGAGUCCGGUUCCUAGAAAUCGUCAAAAGAUUGUCAAACCGCAAUUCUUCGAGUCUUAUCGUCUCAGCAGGAUCAACACUGACAAGCUGAACUAUGGCGCUGCCUACUUGACCAAGAAGGCUAUUGCAGCCAGUGCCAAGCUUGCCGGGGCGGGUGGCGCACCCUCAGUGGAUGAUCCUCCUUGGGGCGGAAUGAUACCGAAGGACGUCAUAGCGACCGAGAUGCUGCCGAUGAUGAUCAAGAUUCAAUCAGCAUCCAAGACCCCGCUGCUCCCUUCCGCAGUUCAAUCUCUGGCCAUGCCCCCAUAUGCGAUGCUCACGAUGGGAGAAAUUGAGCUACGAGCCAACGAGGAUAUCUCGCAGGAGCUUAGCGAGCUGGCGGUCGGUGAAGAGGAGAGUGAGGUGGUCGAUACCUCUGUCUGGGUCGACGAGUCGGACAAUGCACCACAGGAGGAUGAUGCUCUUGCGGGAGACGAUAUCGAGAAUUGGGAUUGA